UGAGGACUCGCGAAAUGGCGUCAGCAGCUGAUUAUAGCUCCUACAACCAGGCUGGGGCCCAGCAAGGGUAUGGCUCCUAUUCAGCCCAGCCUUCCCAAGCCUAUGGACAGACUACGCAGCAACCAUAUGGUCAGCAAGGUUAUGGCUCAUAUGGGCAGCCUGCUGACUCCUCUUACUCACAGACAGGGUCGUCUGCAGGCGGGUAUGCACAGCCAGCGUAUGGGUCCUCUUAUGGACAGCCACCAGCCGAAGGGACCACUACAGCGGGGUACAGUGCUGCCCCUGCGGCCCCCCAGGGUUACAGCCAGCCUGCCCAGGGCUACGGAGCCAGCAGCUACGACAACGCUUCGGCUUCAGCCACCAGCACCAGCCAGGCCUCCUAUGGUGCUCAGCCUGGAUAUGGAGCCCAGCCAGCCUACUCUGGCUAUGGACAGCAGCCUGCCUCGGCCGCACCCCCCAGAGCACAGGAACUGACCAAGCCCCCGGACACCCCCCCUGCCCAGGGUAACCCAGCCGCCUAUAGCCAGGGCUACAGCCAGAAUAAUUACGGGUACUCCCAGGUGCCUGGCUCAUACCCACUGCAGUCAGGCAAUGCCCAGGCUUCCUACCCCACUUCCAGCUACAGCACCAGCAGCCAGCCCUCCAACUACGACCAGAACAGCUACUCCCAGCCGGGAGGCUACUCCCAGCAGCAGAGCGGCUACCAGGGACAGCAGGGCGGUUACAGUCAGCAGAGCUCCUACAGCCAGCAGGGGAGCUACCAGCAGCAGCAGCAGCAGCCACCGCAGCAGCAGCAGCAGCCCCCACCCUCCAGCUACCCUCCCCCCUCCAGCUCCUACGGCCAGCCCCCUCCCAGUCAGUACGGCCAGCAGGGCGGCGGUGGCAGCAGCUACGGCCAGCAGAGCAGUUACAACCCGCCCAGUCAGUACAAUCAGGGUGGUUAUAGGCAGGAACGCCCCAGCAGCAUGAGCGCCGGCUACUCCGGCCCGGAGCCGGGCGGCUACUCUGGCCCGGGGGAGAGCCGCGGCAUGGGCGGGCUGGACAGCCGGGGCCGAGGCAGGGGCGGCUUUGACAGGGGCGGGAUGAUGCGCGGAGGAGGAAUGGUGCGCGGGGGCAUGAGUCGCGGAGGCAUGGGCAUCGCUGGAGACAGAGGUGGCUUCAUUAAGCCUGGUGGACCCAUGAAUGACGGACCGGAGCGUGAAAUGGUGCACCCUGAAGAACAGGACGACUCUGAAAACAGCACCAUUUACAUCACUGGCCUGACUGAGAAUGCGACACUAGAGGAUCUUGCAGACUUUUUCAAGCAUUGCGGAACAAUUCGAAUGAACAAAAGGCUAGGCCAGCCCGCCAUCAACAUCUACACAGACAAGGAGACGGGGAAACCCAAGGGUGAUGCCACUCUGUCCUAUGAAGAGCCCCCCUGUGCCAAAGCCGCAGUCGAGUGGUUUGAUGGUAAGGACUUCCAGGGGAAGAAGCUGAAGGUGUCCAUGGCUCGCCGUAAGCCCAUGAUGGGCAUGAUGCGCGGGGGCAUGCCCAUGCGGGACGGCAGGGGCAUGAUGGCUCGUGGGGGUAUGAUGGGCCGUGGAGGAGAGCGAGGAGGCUUCAUCCCCAGGGGGGGCCCUCGUGGAAUCGGCAGAGGGGGGCCUUCAGGGGGCAACAUGCAGCAGAGGGCGGGAGACUGGCAGUGCCCCAACCCGAGCUGCGGUAACCAGAACUUCGCCUGGAGGAUGGAGUGUAACCAGUGCAAAGCGCCCAAGCCGGAGGGAUUUGGGCCCCCGCCGUUCUCUCCAUCAGGUGGUGACCGUGGCAGGGGAGGCCCGGGCAUGCGUGGGGGCAGAGGGAUGGACCGCGGCGGUCUCGGCGGCCCAGGGGGGCCAGGCGCCUUCCGCGGCGGGCGGGGAGGUGACCGCGGCGGCGGAUUCCGAGGGGGCCGCGGGAUGGACAGAGGGGGAUUCAGAGGAGGAAGCCGGGGAGGCCCUCCUAUGGACCAGAUGGGUGGCAGAGGAGCCAGGAGAGGCAUGGGGCCCCCUGGCAAGAUGAUGGAGAUGAAGGGAGACCACCGCCAGGAACGCCGAGACAGACCCUAUUAAAGUACAGCACGUUUGCAUAAAUUCCCAUUUAGGACAGGAUUUAUUUUUUAAAGAAUAUUUUAAAAUUUCAAUUCCAUAUUUAUAAACGGUAAUGGGAAUAUUUGGUGCAUACUUUUCAUUAUUCAGUUUAGGGAAGUAGUUUUCAGUGGAUUUUUUAUUUUGUACUUUAUUUGAUGUUUUGGUUCAGGUGAAGCCCAAGUGAACAUGUUGCACACGCAUGAUCUUUGGUGUACAGAUUGGUUGUGGAAGGUGUUGUUAAGCCUUGUGACAAAUGAUUAAAUAUUGUUUUUUAACUGUAUUGCUCCCUCUUCCCAAUACUUUACUCCAUUCACCUGGACAGUGUUGAAAAUAAAAACUAAACUUCA
Megalops cyprinoides (Indo-Pacific tarpon) is the source of this 2455-nucleotide messenger RNA. Its product is annotated as RNA-binding protein EWS-like. The transcript has 18 exons. The record is from RefSeq and is a predicted model, not a curated record. Lineage: Eukaryota; Metazoa; Chordata; Actinopteri; Elopiformes; Megalopidae. The coding region runs from base 15 to 2090 and encodes 691 amino acids. Gene Ontology annotation, cellular component: nucleus. Gene Ontology annotation, biological process: regulation of DNA-templated transcription. Gene Ontology annotation, molecular function: RNA binding; transcription coregulator activity.